GUAGACAAACGCAAGCGCGAAGGCGACAAAAGCAAAUUGUCCGUUAUCCGUUAUAUUAGUUCAUUUAGUGUUGGCCGGUUUUGUUUUGAUCGCGUUCGCCGUCUCGCGUUCAGUUGAUAAGGUGAUUGCUGUUGCAACAUUUGUACCUGGCCAAAACAGAGAAGAAAUACCAAAGAAGAAGUCUGCAAUGCUGGAAUCCCAAGUGUAUUAGUCAUGAUCGUGUCGCUGCGGCAUUUGAAUCACCCGACAGGCCCCUUCCCCCAACCGUAUCCCCAGCGACAGACCGAGUCAGUGUCAGAGUCAGAGUCACAGCCGCUGAGUAUUCAUGAAUAACCCACCAACGAUCAACGACCAACGAAACAACGGCAACAGAGAGCGGCAGACAACUGUUUACACUCAGUCAGUUGAGUUCAGAUUGGUUGAGUUCAGUUAUUACUCAUAGCAUCGCAUCUGAACGCGUUUUGAGACGGACUUCAAAUUUUGACUGACACUUGAAUGCAAAAUUACUUCUCACUGGAAUAUCACAUUAGUUGCGAUUACGUGAACAACGAUCAGUAAAUAACAAACAACUAAUAACAAUAACAAAUAACAAAAUUGUGCUGUGUUCAACUGAGCUGAGCUGUGACCGAAACUGAUAAGAGCAACUACUCCAACGCACUGAGUGCUAGUGAUCUGUGAAUCUGUGGCCAGAGAUUGGCGAUCUGUGAUUGCUAAUCAGAGUGUGUCGCAAUCGGAGCGUGUAAGUCAAUACAGCUGUGAGAAAUUGAAUACGAGUACACAUCUAAUAACAAUCGCAUGUGCCACACACCAAUAAACCCAGCAUGAGUGACGACACAACCCAGGGCCUUGCAUAUGGCGACGAUAUGGGACCGGGACCGGGACCGGGACCAACGAUUGCACUGGAUGCUGCUGUUGAUGAAAGCGGCUUCUCUCAGUCGUUGUUGACCUUUGCGGCGAUCAUGACAUUCCUGAUCAUGAUCGUGGGCAUCUUUGGCAAUUUUCUAACCGUUGUGGCGCUACUCAAAUGCCCCAAAGUUCGCAAUGUGGCAGCUGCCUUCAUUAUAAGUCUUUGCAUUGCCGAUCUGCUGUUCUGUGCAUUGGUGCUACCCUUCCAGGGAUUGCGCUUUGUGCAGGGCACCUGGCGACAUGGCGAAGUCCUCUGCCGCCUGAUCCCGUUCAUCCAGUAUGGCAACAUUGGCGUCUCCCUGCUCUGCAUCGCAAUGAUCACGAUCAAUCGGUACGUGAUGAUCACCCACCAUGGCUGCUAUGCCCGCAUCUAUAAACGACACUGGAUUGCCAUCAUGAUCGCUGCCUGCUGGCUCGUCUCCUACGGAAUGCAGCUGCCAACUCUAUUGGGCGCCUGGGGUCGCUUUGGUUACGAUGCCCGUCUGCAGACGUGCUCCAUAAUGAACGACAAGCAUGGACACAGCAGCAAGACGACACUGUUUAUUACAGCUUUUGUUAUACCCUGCCUGGUGAUCAUUGCCUGCUAUGCCAAGAUCUUUUGGGUGGUCCACAAGUCCGAGCAGCGUCUCAAGCGUCAUGCCAACAAACAGAAUUCCAUACCCAAUAAUCUGCGACCUGUUGCCACAGCCACUUCGUUGCCCUCUGGUGCGGAUAUCCAAACUUCGACGCCGACUCAGACUCAAUCAGCUGCAGCAUUGCCACCCAGCCGAGUGUCCUCCGACAGCAGCAGUAGCUACUCCACAGACGUGCCAGAGGCGGUAGUCUCUGUUGGCGGUGGUAAGCAGCCUCCGACGCGGGUCAAGGAUCAGCGCGAGGUGCGGGCCAAGCGGAACGAGUGGCGCAUCACCAAAAUGGUUUUGGCCAUAUUCUUGUCCUUUGUCAUCUGCUAUCUGCCGAUAACAAUUGUCAAGGUGGCCGAUAAGGAUGUGGAGCAUCCGAGCCUGCACAUAUUUAGCUACAUCAUGCUGUACUUAUCCGCCUGCAUCAAUCCGAUCAUCUAUGUCAUCAUGAACAAGCAGUACCGCAAGGCCUACAAGACGGUCGUCCUCUGUCAGCCGGCUCGUCUGCUCCUGCCCUUCGGCAAGACGAAUGGAGCGAGCAGUGCGGCAGAGAAAUGGAAAGAUACCGGGUUGAGCAACAACCACAGCCGCACUCUCGUCUCCCAGAUGUCGGCAGGCGCAACAGCGGCAACAGCGGCGGCGGCGUCGGCGGCAUCAUCGGGUACGGGAACGGGAACGGGAGCGGUACCGACGCUAGACUCCCAUCCCGGUCAAUCGGCGACAGCGCCAGCUUCGCCAAAGUCGACACAAUCGCUGGAGUUAAUGUCAAGGAGACCGGAUCUGAUAAGCAAAUUGAAUGUGGCGCCAUUAGUUACGCCCCCACCGCCAUCAGUAACAUCGGUAACAUUGCUGGCACCAGCAGCAACAACAACAACAACAACAACGGGGGAAGGGGCCAACGGGGGGAACGGGAACGGGAACGGGAGCAGCCGCCUGCCGCUCAAGAAGAACAAUCACUCCUACAUCAACAACGGAUUCAACAGCAGCGGAAACAGCCUGAGCAGCGCCAUCUAUCGCCCAGGAGCUGGCUCAAUGGGCAGCGGAUCAGCGCCAUUGCGUCGCAUCACUAUGGUGGGGGACGACAUCAUACUGGAGGAGGAGGAACUGCCCGCAACGCCAAGUCCGACGGGGACGUUGCAAUCAACACCCCCACCACCACCACCACUACGAGCCUCACCACCGACAGCAACCACAAAAGUAACGAAAUCACCCAUUUACAUGAACGUCAACAGUCCGAAGAGAAUGCAGCCUUAUAGCGCCAACACUCCACCCAAGGACAAGGAUGCACCGCAGCAGCAGAGCCCGGACAAAGGCCAGGAUGAUGCGAGCAAAGUGCCAACACAGUUUCCAAAUCCAAAAGACUAACGAAAUGCUUUAAUUCCAAAUAUCGUAACUGUUACAUUCCCAUACACCACACACACACACACACACACACACACACACACUGCUUUUGAAAUGAUAGCACGAAUAUAACAUUAUGUUAUUUACAUACAUAUGUCGUAAAUGCUAUAUCGUGCACUCAAUAUCGUUUCCAGCAAUCGUAAUCGUAAUUAUACCUAUUUAUGGAUAUUUAUCGUUGAUCACAAUUAGUAUUAACCAGUUUUUAUUUAUAUAUGCUAUGUACCACAUACCGCACCCAAUUUGUAAUUACAUUUAUUGGACUCGUAUUUAACAGUUCUGUUAUGUUAUGAGAUUCAUCGUAAGCUGUUAACUUUUACAGCAUUGGGUGCAGGGUAUCUCAUGGUCGUUCACUCUCGACUUGUACCGUUAAUAUUUAUCUAAUACUUACAUUUAUAUAUUUAUAUAUAAAUAUGUACACCAUUUUUUUUUUGUUUUUUUUUCAACAAACAAAGUUGUUUGAAUUAUCAGAUACGUUAAGAUCUGAUUGGCAGGGGUCUAACCUGGACCUUAACCUCAAUUGAUAGAUAGAUUGCUGUCAUAAGGCAUUCCAUAUUAUUUAUAUAUAUGUGUAUUUUUAAAACUACUUGCGUAUGUAUGAUUGUACCUACUUAUUAUAGAUGGCACCUAAUAUAUUUUAAAUCGACAGCAAACAAAAACAAAAA
Drosophila innubila is the source of this 3589-nucleotide messenger RNA. RefSeq names its product G-protein coupled receptor moody (gene moody). Lineage: Eukaryota; Metazoa; Arthropoda; Insecta; Diptera; Drosophilidae. The coding region runs from base 822 to 2891 and encodes 689 amino acids. Gene Ontology annotation, molecular function: G protein-coupled receptor activity. The record is from RefSeq and is a predicted model, not a curated record. Gene Ontology annotation, cellular component: membrane. The transcript has 5 exons. Gene Ontology annotation, biological process: G protein-coupled receptor signaling pathway.